AUGUCCUCGUCCACAUCCAAUUCCGCCGCCCGGGGUGGUCGCCUGGAGCAGGCCAUCACCAAUCCAGGAUCCGUCAAGAUCAACGUCAAGGGCGCCUUUAUCGUUGAUGAUGACCCACGAUCUAAGAGUCCCGUAAGAACUGACGGAGUUCAUUACGAGGGCCAUGAUAUUCGUCUUCCACAUCACACUGGUCUGGUGAGCCAUGUGGCUGUAGACAUUGGCGGAUCGCUAGCGAAAUUGGUUUACUUCACACGGGAGCUGGACUCUGUCGACAAUGGCGGUCGACUAAACUUCAUUAAUUUCGAAACAUCCCGCAUUGAUCUGUGCAUUGACUUCAUAAAGCAACUGAAAGAGGAACACGAAAAGCUCGGCGGGCCAUCCGGAGAUGCUUUAUGUGUAAUGGCUACGGGCGGAGGCGCCUUCAAAUACUACGAUAAGCUCAAGGAAGCACUCAAUGUGGACAUUAUUCGGGAGGACGAGAUGGAGUGCCUUAUUACGGGCCUUGACUUCUUCAUCACUGAGAUACCGAACGAGGUCUUUACCUACAGUGAAACCGAGCCGAUGCAGUUUGCCGAGGCCCGACCGGAUGUUUACCCGUAUCUAUUAGUCAACAUUGGCUCCGGUGUAUCAAUGAUCAAAGUAUCAGGUCCCAAGCAGUUCCAACGUGUGGGCGGCACACACCUCGGUGGCGGUACGUUCUGGGGCAUAAUGUCAUUAUUGACCGGUGCCCGCACCUUCGACGACAUGCUGGCAAUGGCGGACCGAGGGGACAAUAGCGGGGUAGACAUGCUGGUUGGUGACAUUUACGGCAUGGAUUACAGUAAAAUUGGUCUCAAAAACACUGCAAUUGCUAGUACAUUUGGCAAGGUCUUCCGUAUGAAGAACCAGACGGAGCCGGACUUGGAUGGGGAAAGUUCUUCCAACGGCGAAGCCGGCCGAACUAAUGGCGAGCCGAAGUUCCAGCACGAAGACAUGAGUAGGAGCCUACUUUAUGCCAUAAGUAACAACAUUGGGCAGAUUGCCUAUCUGCAGUCCGAAAAGCAUCAAGUGAAACACAUCUACUUCGGCGGUUCGUUUAUUCGCGGUCAUCGGCAGACCAUGAACACCUUGUCCUACGCCAUUAAAUUCUGGUCCAAGGGCGAGAAGCAAGCCUACUUCCUGCGCCACGAAGGCUAUAUCGGUGCAGUUGGCGUAUUCCUCCGUAGGCAGCCAGCUAACUGGGGCCGGAGGAAUAGCAUCGAUGAGAAAACCAUGCCGCAGGUGGCCAAAAUGGUAGCCGAAGCGCAGCAGAAUUCUGAUCCUCAGAACCAAUCAUGA
Aspergillus tubingensis is the source of this 1317-nucleotide messenger RNA. Its product is annotated as pantothenate kinase. The coding region runs from base 1 to 1317 and encodes 438 amino acids. Gene Ontology annotation, biological process: coenzyme A biosynthetic process. The transcript has 4 exons. Lineage: Eukaryota; Fungi; Ascomycota; Eurotiomycetes; Eurotiales; Aspergillaceae. Gene Ontology annotation, cellular component: nucleus; cytosol. Gene Ontology annotation, molecular function: ATP binding; pantothenate kinase activity. The record is from RefSeq and is a predicted model, not a curated record.